AUGUCCAGAGUCAGUCUCCAAUCCCCGCUCCUCCAGGCGGUGCUGCGGCGGCCGACCGCCCAGCUAAUUCCGCGCUGCACUCUGGCGACCACAAAACCCACCGUUGCUCGCAGCAUCUCCCACCUCCCCACUCUGCGCCCAACCCUCACCACCCCAUCACCCCUCUUCCGCGCCGCCAACGCCCAGCGCUUCACACCAACAACGAUGUCCGAAACGACGACAACCGGGCGAGGUAGCGGACGUGCUAGCCAAGACGUCUGUUACGGCGCACCCGGCGCUCGCGGGCUGCGCCAGCCAGAUCCGCUGCGGACCCCGCCCAAACAUGUCCGGCGCCAGCCGCCUGAUCCAGAAGCGCCGCCACGGCUUUCUCAACCGCCUUCGCUGUAA
Messenger RNA from Chaetomium globosum CBS 148.51, 387 nucleotides. RefSeq lists its product as uncharacterized. Lineage: Eukaryota; Fungi; Ascomycota; Sordariomycetes; Sordariales; Chaetomiaceae. The record is from RefSeq and is a predicted model, not a curated record. Bases 1 to 387 code for a protein of 128 amino acids. The transcript is spliced from 2 exons.